AUGAUGCGGUCAACACGUUCCAGAGAGGCAUCUCGAGAGCGAUUGAGUCUAGUCCGCUUUUCCCCAGGUCGUAGGGCAUCUCGAGGGCAGGAAUGCGAGACAAAGCAUCCAUCUACACUGUUAGAGGGGCCGAACAAGACUAUUGUCAAGGCAGGCAAGUUGACAACUGACGAUCCGAUGAGCAAGAGUCGGUUGACCGCUGUCGCCACUGGUAUGGUGAGCACCGAGGUCAGUUACCAUAGCCGCAGCGCCCGCAAAUCAGCCCCCUGGCUACUGCCAUUUCUGGAAGGAGGAGUCCAGGGCGAUUGCAACUCUUUGCGCAUUUGUGGGUCAAUGAAAGAAGCAGGUUUUCAGGCUGCACAAGAAGAGGACAAGGAGGCGAAGGGGAAGAACGAAAAUACCGAAAUGGAGGAGACACUGGGCAAAUCAACCGGGCCUUCCUUAUGUCUUGAAGACGAUGACAUGGAAACAGAAGAACAGUUGGUCCAGCUGGCCAAUAGAAAAGGGAAGGGGUCUCUGAACCGACUUUCAGCCGACCUGUCGAAUUGUGCUACCAACAGGUUCAAUUUGCCCUCUCUUCUCUUCUCCAUUCAUCAAAACCCGGAAAGUUCGCCGGGAGGAGAUAGCUCUGAGGAAGAUGAGCUUUCUACAAGCGCUAGACCAGGACUAGGCUCCGUCUGUAGAGCUAAGAGCGCUGGUAGCGGAGUUAGUGACAAGGGUUUGAGUGGCCUUCUGUCUGAGCAUGGUUAG
Molecule: messenger RNA, 750 nt
Organism: Protopolystoma xenopodis
Lineage: Eukaryota; Metazoa; Platyhelminthes; Monogenea; Polystomatidea; Polystomatidae
Source: the annotation of a GenBank genome assembly